UUCUUUGUUUUUCUAAGAUAAAAGAUCAUUUGGAUAAAUACCUAGAGAGUGGAAAAAUUUCUGGAAACCACUGGCAGCCCUCUUCAAUGAUGUGACUCGUAGCUUGGCUGCCAUGUCUAAAAUAAGAACACUUACCAUUUGGUUCUAAAGCAUUUGGAGCACCAUGAGAGGAAAAGUCCUCUAGAAAUUGUUUGGUUGAUAAAUAAAGAUACUGGCUGAGCUUUUUGCACUUCCCACACGUGAGAGUCACUUAAUAAAUAAGUGGUCGACAUAAGAAUGGAAAUUGGUUGAGUCUCACACAGUAGGCCUAAUUUCUAUCCUCCCACUCCUCCGCUGAUGCCCUUUGUAGUUCAGUGUUGCAGCCUUUCUGUCUCUUGUCCCUGGCUGCAUGUGCCAAACACAGGUGACAGGACCCACUGGAGACCCAAGGGGCACUUGGAACACGAGCUCUGGGAAAACAUUCCCUACAGCAGCAACGCAGCCACUUUCUGACUGAGACUGGGGAGCCUCAGGAGAUGUUACCACAGAAUCUUCAAAUGGUUUGUGUUGGAAGGAACUUUAAAAGAUCAUCUCCUCCACCCUGCCCCUGCCUCAGGCAGGGACACCUUCCACUAGAACAGGUUGCUCAAAGCCCCAUCCAACCUGGCCUUGAAUGCUUCCAAUGUCCACAACUUCUCUGAGCAACCUGUUCCAGUGUCUCACUACCCUCGCAGUAAAGAAUCCUUCCUUGCAUCAAAUCUAAAACUACCCUCUUUCAGCUUAAACCUGUUACCCUUUCUCCUGUCAGUGCAAGCCUUGGAGUCUUUGUGUUUCUUAUAAGAACCCUUUAAGUAUUGAAUAGCUGCAAUAAGAUCUCCCUGGAGCCUUCUCUCCAGGCUGAACAGUCCCAGUUCUUUCAGACUUUCCCCAUGGGAAAGAUGUUCCAACCCCAUGACGAUUUUCUGUGCCCUGCUGGAUCUACUCUAACAGCUCUGGGUUUCUUGGCCUGGGGAUCCUGUAGCUGGAUGUUCCUCCUGGUAAGUUUUGACAGCUGUCUCAGGUGUAUUCUUAUCUAGUCAACCUGUGCAAAAAGAGUUGGUCAGAGAGAAGAAAAGAGAAGUAUGAGAGGGGUGCAUUUGGUUAAUGCAUUUGCUGUAAAUGGAGAGGAAAUUGGUGUAAGAGCUGCAGGUAAGUGUCAACUGUGAGAGCCAGUGGGGUUAGAGCACUGGAAGAGUGGGAGCAAAAUUGAGCCGAGCUCUAGCUACUAUUAAUGUGGAGUUUGGUCAGUUUAUGAAAGGGGUCUCUAUGACAUGGUUGCCUACGAAGGUAGGGGACUCAGUGACCCAGAAGCUGACUUCUGCAUCUCUUGGGCCGAGGUCAGACUGACCCUCCAUUACCAAAUCUCAAAAACAGGUCCAGAGUCCUCCACAGCCUCUUGCCUGUCUCACUGAGCUGGAUGUGCUUGCAAAAGAGCAAAUGGGGAAACAAAGCAGGACCUUUGACCCCUUGCUACCACUAUAUUAGCUCUGCAUAAAUGCCGGGGUCUCAGAUGAGCACCUACCUCAGCUUGGGCCUGAGAAAGAGAGAAAGCAGGACAGACAUUGUAUACUGAUUCCUGCAGGUCUCUCUGUGCGGAGAGCAGAACUGGUACUCAAACCAUGCUGCAAUCCAGGGCAUUGGUGAUAGCUCUGAUUCUGCUCCUCAGCACCACUUUCCCUGAAGUGCAGUCAAAGUCCCUCUUUGACAAAGACCGUCGUGACUGGCUGGCUAUCCCUGAGAAAAUUACAUCUUACUUCUAUGAAGCUGUGAACAAGGUGUACCCUAAAGUCAGUCAGUUCUUUUGGGAUACUGUCCAGAGUCCAACAGUUACUGCGGCCAGACAGAGAAUCACGAAAGAAGCAACUAAAGUCAGUAUAAUGAUUGAUCAGCUGGUUGAAAAAAUGAAGAUCCUGUGGUACACAACAAUCCUGGGCUAUUAGCCAAAUGAAGACAAGUCAGUGUUUCCUGAUGUGAGUGUGUAACACCCUGCAGUGUCCUCUUUCCCCCUGCCCCUCCUACGGACCAAGAUCCAUCAAUAAGACAGAAUCGAUGCUCCUCUUAAUGCCACUAGAGGGAACCCACCUUCAAAGACCAAAAGAUGGAAGACAUCUGCUGAAGCCUCCCCGGACAAAAAAUCAAGCGGCUGGGCAUGGGGAAGGCAAUAUAGAGAUUGUAGAGUUCUUCUGUAGCCAAAUCUUGAAAAUUAAUUCCUCCUGAAUGGCUUGGGCAUUGCCCCUCUAAUAAAAAAAAAAUGUCGGUUGUUACACUUCCUCAAGUUUCUUGUUUGUAUUGACCAUUAUGGAAUCUGACUCACCUUGGCAUCCCAUUCUGCUGAGCACGUAGCUGUGAUUCACAAGAAAUAUGUGCAGGCAAUGAGAACAAACCCUGAAUAUUCAGGCACUUUUAACUAAGCUCAGAUUCCUCUUGAGUGGAGGAA
Molecule: messenger RNA, 2455 nt
Organism: Prinia subflava (tawny-flanked prinia)
Lineage: Eukaryota; Metazoa; Chordata; Aves; Passeriformes; Cisticolidae
Product: apovitellenin-1-like
Exons: 4
Coding region: 1638-1958 (106 amino acids)
Biological process (GO): lipid metabolic process
Cellular component (GO): chylomicron
Molecular function (GO): enzyme inhibitor activity
Source: RefSeq, a predicted model, not a curated record